AUGCUUACGCUCUUGGUGCACGCUGAAGGAGAUACGGAGGGGCACAGCAUUCAUACAAUUCAGUUUGAUCCUCACCUCAAUGAAGUCGUUGACAUUGGAACGAACAUUGAUAUUUUAAAUUUUGAUCCUCACCUUAAUGAAGUUGUUGACAUCGGAACGAACAUUGAUAUUUUGAAUGAAACUGGUGGUGACACAACUUUGAUCACCGCUGCCCCUGCUGAUAAAGCUGCUGAGAGAGUGAGCAUUACCAUUAGUUUAUGUCAAUUUGGUGUUUGUGACCGCUAA
Messenger RNA from Strongylus vulgaris, 285 nucleotides. The record is from the annotation of a GenBank genome assembly. NCBI's taxonomy places the organism in Eukaryota, Metazoa, Nematoda, Chromadorea, Rhabditida, Strongylidae.